Molecule: messenger RNA, 880 nt
Organism: Perca flavescens (yellow perch)
Lineage: Eukaryota; Metazoa; Chordata; Actinopteri; Perciformes; Percidae
Gene: nkx2.2a
Product: NK2 homeobox 2a
Exons: 2
Coding region: 20-862 (280 amino acids)
Biological process (GO): regulation of transcription by RNA polymerase II; cell differentiation
Cellular component (GO): nucleus
Molecular function (GO): RNA polymerase II cis-regulatory region sequence-specific DNA binding; DNA-binding transcription factor activity, RNA polymerase II-specific
Source: RefSeq, a predicted model, not a curated record
UAUUUCCCCCCACCAGAAUAUGUCGUUGACCAACACAAAGACGGGCUUUUCUGUAAAGGACAUUUUGGACCUUCCUGACACAAAUGACGAAGAAGGAUCUAUCACCGGAGCGGAGGAAGACACGGAGGGAUCGGAGACCACGUCCACGACAAAAAACACUGGAGUUUUGGUGCAAAGUCCUCUAGAAAACGUUCCUAAUCUGCCUUUAAAGAACCCCUUUUAUGACAGUAGUGACAAUCCUUACACACGAUGGCUUGCUACUACGGACAGUAUUCAAUAUUCAUUGUUUCUCCCGUUUCUUGCCGCAGUGCACGGUCUAUCCGCCAGCUCUCAGGACUCGGCCAAGUCCCCGGAGCCGUCCGCGGACGACGAAUCGCCGGACAACGAUAAAGAAACUUCCAGCAGCGGCGGCAGCGACUCCGGCAAGAAACGGAAAAGGAGGGUGUUGUUUUCCAAGGCGCAAACUUACGAGCUGGAGCGUCGCUUCAGGCAGCAGAGGUACCUGUCCGCCCCGGAGAGGGAGCACCUGGCCAGCCUGAUUCGCCUCACCCCGACCCAGGUGAAGAUCUGGUUCCAGAACCACCGGUAUAAGAUGAAGAGAGCCCGGGCCGAGAAAGGUAUGGAAGUGACCCAUCUCCCUUCUCCCAGGCGGGUGGCCGUGCCCGUCUUAGUCAGGGAUGGAAAGCCUUGUCACACUCUUAAAGCUCAGGACUUGGCGGCCACUUUUCAGGCCGGGAUCCCCUUCUCGGCUUAUAGUGCCCAGUCACUCCAACACAUGCAGUAUAACGCGCAGUACAGCGCCGCGGCCACGCCACAGUUCCCAGCACAUCACUUGGUGCAAACGCAACAGUGGACUUGGUGAGAGAAAUUAUAGAGACUU